AUGCUUGCUAAACUCAAAGAAGAGUUUGGUGUCGAGACACUGCUGUCCGCACCCAGAGAUGUCCAUCUCAUCCUCCUCACAAGAACCCUUCGCAUGUUCGCCUACGGCUGCACAACAAUAAUCCUCGCUCUCCAUCUCUCACUCCUCAAAAACUCGGAUACCUUGAUUGGAGUCUUCAUGUCGCUGACUCUUGUGGGCGAUGUAUUUAUCUCUUUGCUGCUCACUUUUAUCGCCGAUUCGUUGGGCAGACGCAAGAUUAUUCUGCUGGGGUCGGUGACUAUGGCGCUUAGUGGUGUGGUCUUUGCAACCCAGACCAGCUUUGCGGUUUUGCUGAUUGCGGCCGUUGUGGGUGUUAUAUCGCCUAGUGGGAAUGAGAUUGGCCCGUUCCGUGCGGUGGAGGAGAGUACACUCGCACAUCUGGUGCCUGCUGCUCAGCGCAGUGAUGUGUUUGCUUGGUAUGUCGUUGUCGGCACUUUCGGCACCAGCAUGGGCGCGUUGGUAUCUGGAUGGCUGGUCACAAGCUUAGGUGCUGGAAACGAGAAAGCUCUCGGCAGCUACCAAGUCAUCUUUUGGCUGUACGCUUUACUGGGUUGUGUCAAGGCUGGCAUCACCUUCCUGCUCAGCGAUGCUUGCGAGCUCGAAACAGUGGCCCAGAAGCCCAGCGCAGAAAUCGGAAAUGCCGAAGAAGCAGAAACCUUUAUCCAACAACCUCAAUCAACCACACCCUCCAAACCAACCAGCAAAUUCGCAUUCACACAGAUCAGUCCUUCCUCUCGCAAAACCCUUGUCAAGCUUGCUGGUCUAUUCAGCAUUGACAGCUUGGCUUCCGGCAUGGCCUCCAUAUCUCUAAUCACCUACUUCCUAUCCGANAAAUUCGGCUCUCCGCCUUCCUCUCUGGGCACCAUUAUGGCAGUCGCCUCUUUGAUGUCAAGCAUCGGCAACAUCGCUGCCUCCAGUGUUUCCAAACGCAUCGGUUUCAUCUACACAAUGGUCUUCACACACCUGCCCUCCGCAGUUUUUCUGAUGAUGAUGCCAGCACCCCACUCUCUGGCUUUAACAGUUGUGUUUAUCGUUGUGAGAGCAACACUAGCUUCAAUGGACCAAGCCCCCAGAUCUGCGUUUUUGUCUGCUGUGGUGUUGCCUGCUGAACGUACUGCUGUUAUGGGAACGCUGAAUACUGUAAAGACGGCGGCGCAGAGUGCUGGACCUCUUUUCACUGGUGUGCUUGCUCAACACAAACAUUUCGGGUCUGCGUUUGUGGUGGCUGGUAUCCUGAAGGCUGGGUAUGAUUUGGGGUUGUUGCAUUGGUUUGCUGAGAGUAAGAUGAGAGGAGGAUCUGCUGAUGAGGCUAGAGAUCGGGCAAGACAGCAAGAGGAUGAGGAAGGUCAAGAGUUGAGAUGA
Molecule: messenger RNA, 1401 nt
Organism: Aureobasidium musti
Lineage: Eukaryota; Fungi; Ascomycota; Dothideomycetes; Dothideales; Saccotheciaceae
Source: the annotation of a GenBank genome assembly